Molecule: messenger RNA, 953 nt
Organism: Orbicella faveolata
Lineage: Eukaryota; Metazoa; Cnidaria; Anthozoa; Scleractinia; Merulinidae
Molecular function (GO): calcium ion binding; heparin binding
Source: RefSeq, a predicted model, not a curated record
UCCCCCACGCCCAUGCAUCAAACUAAAUAAUUGAUUAGAAAAGAUAAACGCACUUGCAUUCUGGUCGACAUAUAACGUGUUGCCAAUGGGCAGGGAGGCUCAUUUCUGGUGAACAUCCAAAGCACUCAGGAGGAAUCUUAAACAAGACAAUAAGGACUACAGUGUAUUACUUAGCCAUAACAGAGCGAGAGUCAGCAAAAAUGAUGACUUUACAGAAUGUCAAAAUAUUAGCAGUAUUUCUCCUUUGUCAGUCGGCGUUCGUUGAAUCAGCUGUUGAGGAAUGUAGCGGUGAUGCUGAAUAUUCCAUCUCGGGAAUGAUGCUACGGCGACACAUCUACAAGACGAUCACAGGAGCACCGCUCGGUAAUGUGUGCCUACGGGAAUGUUAUCGUGACGCUAGAUGCCAAAGUUUUAAUUACGUCAUUUCCAAGGAAACGUGUGAAUUGAACAACCGCACCAAGGAAGCGAGACCUGAAGAUUUCGUUUCCGACUCUGAGAGAUAUUACUUCAAGCGAGACAUGAAUAGAGUUCGGCUUGGUUCUAUCCCAGAUCUGCCCGCAGAAUCUUGCAAAGAAAUCAAGGCAAGUGAAGGAGAAUGGGCUGAUAGCGGAAACUACUGGCUUCAUUUCCUUGAGAUUGAGAAAAUUUUACUUUCCUACUGUGACAUGAAGACAGAGGGUAAGAAACACUAACAAAAAUGAUAUAAUAACCCAAAACAGAUUUGAUUUGACAAGACAAGACAGAAAAGGACAGGACUGUAAACUGAAGGACAGAAUAGGACACACAGGAGAGGACACUCAGGGCAGCGCAGGACAGGAAAGGAGGGAAAAGGAAAGGAGAAAACAACACAGGGCUUACGGAGAAGAAAAGGAUAAGACACUCUGGACAAGAUAACGCAGGAUAGAACACUCAGAGUGGGCCAGGACGGGACAGGACAGGACUAAGACAGGACA